CUCUCUAAGUUUCCCAUCGUCUUUUGAUUUCUGGUCUAGGGUUCGCUCAUACACAUCUUCCAAGUCAAUUUUGUGGGUGAGCAUGAUGACGUCUUCCAAAGCAGAACUCGAAGAGCAGCUUCUGAAAGUUGGAAAAAAGCUUCUUCAGCCACCUGCAACGGUCGAUGAGCUUCUUCCCUUGCUCGAUCAAGCUGAGGCUCUUCUAUCCAGGGUGGAGCAAUCUCCGUCUAGACCACUGCAAUCAGUCCUCUCUCUUUCAACAAAAGCUUUAGUAGAAGAUGAACUAUUCAGACAUUCAGAUAUGGAUGUGAAAGUUGCAGUGGCUUCGUGCAUUACUGAGAUAACCAGGAUUACGGCACCAGACGCCCCUUAUGAUGAUGACAAGAUGAAGGAUAUUUUCCAGCUUAUUGUAUCCUCAUUUGAGAACAUAUCUGAUCUAUCCAGUCGUUCAUACUCCAAGAGAACCUCAAUUUUAGAAACGGUUGCCAAGGUCAGAUCGUGUGUGGUUAUGCUAGAUCUGGAAUGUGAUGAGCUGAUUAAUGAGAUGUUCCAGCACUUCAUGAAUGUGAUAAGGGAUUAUCAUCCGGAGAGUAUCUUCUCGGCUAUGGAGACAAUUAUGAGUCUUGUGUUGGAAGAGAGUGAAGAAAUAUCUAUGGAGUUAAUCCAUCCUAUCUUAGCCAGUGUUAAAAAGGACAAUCAGGAAAUAUUGCCAGUGGCGCGUAGAUUGGGGGAAAGAGUGAUUGAAAACUCUGCUGUAAAACUGAGGCCAUAUAUGUUGCACGCAGUGAAGUCCAACUGGAUAUCUUUGGAUGAUUAUAGUGAAAUAAUAAGUAAUUUAUGUGAGGGCAUAAGUAUUAUCAAGCGUAGCAAUGGUCCUGCUUCCACAGGACAGCUGAGAAGUGAAAGCUUGCUGAAUGGGUCUUCAGAAAAGAAUGACAUUUCUGUGGUGGGAUCACCGAAACUGAUUCCAAAUGACGAUGUUGCUGAGAGUACUGAGGAAGGUCCAGAGUCCUCCAAGAAGACAGAGAAUGGUCAACAUGCUGACCACUCUGUGGACGCUGAAGAAACAAAGAAGGCUGAAUCUGGAGGCAUAGAUAAUGUGGAUACAGUAGAUUCAGAUUCAAGGCAAGAAAAAUCUGUAAAGAACAAUGGAAGAAAUUUGAAGAAGUCCUUGACUAAAAGAACCAAACCAUCAGUUUCCUUGCCAGUUAAAAGGGGAAAAAGAGCUGAAGAGGCAGUUGAUAUUACAGGUGCUGCUUCUGAGGAGCCAUCUGUAAAAGAGCCACUUGAGAAAGAGGCUGAACAGCUUGUAAUAGAGGCUAAAGAUGUAACUGAUAUUUCCCCAUCAUCAUCUCAAAGUGUACCCAAAGCAAAAGUCAGACAACCAAAAAAGGAAACAUUGAGUCAAGACAUUGCAUUGCCUGCUGAAGUUUCCAAAGAACAUGGAACAAGUGUUCUGGAAGAGAAACUCCCGAGAUCUGCAGGAAAGAAGACCUCUGGUCUUGGUAAAACCGAGGGUGGAACUCUUAUUGUGGGAGAUAUGAACAGUGUACCAAACAACAAAAAGACAAAGGGAGUAAAAAAAAACAAAUUUGAUGCAUCUGAAAAGAAGGAAGGAAGAAAGCGGGAUCAAGAAAAGGCUAUACCAGAGAAGGAUACAACAUCUUCCCAUGAAGAUGACAAGGAAUUGAUUUCGUCACAUAAAUCUUUCUCAAGAUUGCCUAAAGAUGAAGAUCAAAUUAAUGAAGCAGACAAAAGUUUUAAGAGAAAGCAGCGUGGCUCAGGAAAAGACAAAGUCACUGAUACUAGAGAUUAUGGUGCUGAUCUUGUGGGUUCAAAAGUUAAAGUAUGGUGGCCCAAAGAUAAAGAAUUCUAUGAAGGUGUUAUUGAUGCUUAUGAUCCUGUUGAGAAAAAACACAAGAUUUUAUAUAAUGAUGGAGAUCAAGAAGAGUUGAAUCUUAAGAAGGAGCGUUGGGAGUUAACUGGAGAUAACUCUGAGGAACAAAAGAGUGUCCGGCGAGGCUCAGAUCUCUCUAAAAUGCACAAAAAGAAGAAACCAGAAAUGGACUCUGACCAGCCAGCAGCUAAGCAAGAGAAUACAGAAUCUUCACGCAGGGAUAUGGGAUCAUUCUCCAGCAAAAUGAAGGGUGUGGCAAAGAAGCUUGCUCAAAAUUCUAUGGAUGGUGGAGUCGAGAAAAAAUCAAGCUUGAUGAAGUCUUCUCGUGUUAGGUCUGAUGAAGAUGGUGAAAAUAAGUCGAAGAAGAAGGAUUCUUCUAAAAGACAUGGGAAAUCCACAGAAUCUGGGUCAAUAUCAAGACCUGGGGGGAUAAAAAAGAAAGAUGGUGAAACUCUGAAGGUGGUAAGUAAGAAAGUGAAACAAGAUAACUCUGUCGAGGAAGAAGAGGAGGAGGAAGAGUUAGAAGAAGUUAAUGCAGAAAGCACUCCAAAAGGUUCAUCCAAAUCCAACGGUAAGACUGCUCAAAAUAGUAAAAAUAGAUCCAAAGGAAAACCUAAAUCAAAGGAAGAAGAAAGCGAGUCAGAGAAGGAAUCACCCGAAAUGGUAAAGGAAUUGGGAAAAAGGAAGUCGACUGCUGCUGCGAAGACAAGUGGUACGGUAACAAAGAGAAGGAAGAAGGCAUGAAAAAGAUUUAUGUUAAAAUGGAUGGAGCCUUUAGUUUAAUAUUCUAAUGCUAGUUAGGUUGUUGUGGUUGAGUGAUUUUCUGUCUAAAAUAGUGUUUGUUGGGGAAAUUUUAUUUGGAGAUAAAGAAGAGAUUUGUAUGAUAAAUUAGAGUUAGAUUAUUAUUUUAACUAACCUAUCUAUUUAUG
Molecule: messenger RNA, 2826 nt
Organism: Impatiens glandulifera
Lineage: Eukaryota; Viridiplantae; Streptophyta; Magnoliopsida; Ericales; Balsaminaceae
Product: sister chromatid cohesion protein PDS5 homolog C-like
Exons: 13
Coding region: 83-2641 (852 amino acids)
Biological process (GO): DNA repair; mitotic sister chromatid cohesion
Cellular component (GO): nucleus; chromatin
Source: RefSeq, a predicted model, not a curated record